Messenger RNA from Octopus sinensis (East Asian common octopus), 3065 nucleotides. Its product is annotated as sodium/glucose cotransporter 4-like. Gene Ontology annotation, molecular function: D-glucose:sodium symporter activity. Bases 810 to 2891 code for a protein of 693 amino acids. Gene Ontology annotation, cellular component: plasma membrane. Lineage: Eukaryota; Metazoa; Mollusca; Cephalopoda; Octopoda; Octopodidae. The transcript is spliced from 15 exons. The record is from RefSeq and is a predicted model, not a curated record. Gene Ontology annotation, biological process: transmembrane transport.
AAUACAGUUAUAAAGUUUAAGAAAAUAAAUACUAAUGUAUAAUUAAUAUUAAAAUGUGUGGAAAAUUCCACGAUGAUUGAAAGCAUUACAUAGAUCAUGAAGGAGUCCACUUCUACAAUGAAACGGUUAAUAUGGAAAUUUACCUCGAGAAUGCGCCCACGAGGAGUCUGUGCGUGGUCGCUUGCUCCGCUAGAAAUAGCAGUCACAUUCUUAUAAUUAUUACAAAGCGAAAGAAGAGCGCAUUACAAGAAGUAGUCCUAGGCUUCUUUUAAGAAGACGGUAUAUUUUGAAUGUGCAAAUAUUUUUAACUGUAUUUCUACUCUUUGAGGUAUAUAUUGAUUUGGAAGUUAAGGAAAAUAAUAACAUGGAGGAUUGUUCCAGAAAAUUACUCAUGUAACUUAAAGAAUUAAUAUAAAAAACGAAUAUUGAUUGCCUCUUCGUUGUUGACAUAUCGUUUAGAGUAAGGAGAAAGAAACAGAAAAAGACGGGAAGGGGGAAAGAGAAAGAAACAGAGAAACUAAACUAAUAUUCACCAUUUGAAAAACGAACGAACACAAAAAAAUAAAAUUUUUAAAAAUAAAUAAAAGCUGCACCAUAUGCAGUUCUGUGGAGUGAGUGGGAAUUUUGUCAUGUUAAUUUAUUUCUAAUUUACUUCGUCAUAACUUUUUAACAUUUUGUACGAAACGAGUGAGUCAAUAUACUUUGCUUUCAAUCACUUAUUCUGGUGCAAUUUUUUCUGUGCAAGUGAAUAUUUAAGCAGAUCCGCGCGAAAUUUCACUCAUUUUUCCACCUUCGUUUAAUGCUGCGACAUGGCAGAAGUGUUUGCAAACACAUUACUGAGUAUUACCGAUAUUGUUAUUGUUGCAGUUUAUUUUGCAAUCGUUUUAUUCGUUGGAUUAUGGAGCUCACGGAAGAACCGUAGCAGUACCAGGGGAUAUUUCAUGGCUGGCAGGAACAUGAGUUGGAUGCCUGUUGGAGCUUCUCUGUUUGCCAGUAACAUUGGGAGCAUUCAUUUUAUUGGUCUGGCUGGUUCAGGAGCUGCAGCUGGCAUAGCAGUUGGAGUAUUUGAAAUAAAUGCCAUGUUUGUCCUCCUUCUGAUGGGAUAUAUAUUUCUGCCUGUUUAUAUAUCUGCUGGGAUUUAUACCAUGCCUGAAUACCUGAAGUUGCGUUUUGGUGGCCGAAGGAUCCAACUUUGUAUGGCUAUUCUCUCUCUUAUCGUCUAUGUGUUUACAAAAAUCUCAGCUGAUCUUUAUGCUGGAGCACUCUUUAUAAAACAAGCUUUGAAAUGGGAUUUGUACCUGUCAUUGCUUCUGAUUUUGCUAAUUGCAUCAAUAUUUACCAUUAGUGGUGGACUGACAGCUGUAAUAUGGACUGACUUCAUGCAGUGUUUCAUUAUGCUCGCUGGUGCUAUAGCCCUUAUGGUUUUAAGUUUCAUUAAAGUUGGUGGCUAUUCUGCCAUGGUAGAAAAGUACCCUCAAGCUAUUCCUAACACAACUUUGAUGGACAAUACAACCAAAUGUGGUUACCCAAGAGAAGAUUAUAUGCAUCUUUUCCAUUCUUAUGAUGCAGACGAUAUUCCUGGCCCUGGUAUUAUAGGAUUGACCAUUAAUUCUAUUUGGUACUGGUGCUCUGAUCAGGUCCUUGUUCAGAGAGCCCUUGCUGCUAAGAGCUAUGACCACAGCAAAGCAGCUACAGUAUUUUGUGGAUAUCUCAAAAUUUUACCAUUAUUUCUUCUCAUUUUCCCUGGAAUGAUUUCUCGAAUUUUAUAUAAAGAUACUGUUGGCUGUGCUGAUCCAGAGGUUUGCAUGAGUGUUUGUGGGAGUGAAACAGGCUGUACCAAUGUUGCAUACACCUCACUCAUAUUGGAUCUGCUACCAGAAGGUUUACGAGGUUUGAUGCUGGCCAGUAUGGUUUCAGCCCUUAUUACAUCACUUACCUCUAUUUUCAACAGUUCAAGUACAAUAUUUGCACUGGAUAUUUGGUCGUUCUUCCGCAAAAAAGUUUCUGAUAUCGAAAUGAUUAUUGUUGGACGUAUAUUCAUCCUGUUUCUGGUAGUUAUCAGUGUUCUCUGGAUUCCCAUCAUCCAAAUAUCUCAAGGAGGAGACCUCUUUGUCUACAUCCAAGUGAUAUCCAGUUUCACCCAACCACCUAUUUGUGCUAUCUUUUUACUUGCUCUGUUUUGGGGCAGACUCAAUGAAAAGGGUGCCUUCUAUGCUUUAGUCUUUGGAAUGCUGGUUGGUCUGAUCCGCUUCAUUAUUGAAUAUUACCAUCUAGUGCCUCCUUGCUUCAAGAACCUUCCAGAUCCAAGACCAGAUGUUGUGAAAAACUUUCACUUCUUGUAUUUUUCCAUUUUUGGGUUUGCAUUUACUUUGUUUUUUGCUGUUGUCAUCAGUCUUCUGACAGAACCAAUUGAUCCUCGUUGUUUGGUACGUUUAACUUGGUGGACUCGACAUAGUAAAGAACCUCGAAUGAACAUAGAUGAAACAACUUCAUCUUCUGCGUCAACGAUAAAUGGCAAAGAUGAAAAGAAUGAGAACGAUUAUAGUAAUCCUUUAAGAAAGAUGUCUCCCAAAUCUAAUAUUGAUGUUGAUCAUCCAAAUGAGAAAGACUUUGAUGAUAUCAACUCAGCUGGCGAAGAUGCUGGAAAUUAUAAAACCAGAGUUUACAGUAUGGAUAUUGUAACAGCAAUCACUCCUGUACCUUGCUGGAAGAAAUUCAUCUAUAGGAUGUGCUGUUUCCAAGAGCAAAGUGCCACUCAACCUAAACAAAUGACUACUGAUUUUGUUGAGGAGCGUUCCAUAGAAGAAAAUCCCAAAUGGAGACUAACAACUUCAGUUUUGUCUGUUGGUCUUCUCAUAAUUGCCUGCUUCCUUAUGAUAUAUUUUGCUUAAUUUAUUCAUUAUGCUUAGAUGCAGUGGGAGCAUUUAUAUUAAUUUUUUUUAAGUAUUUGAUUAAGUGUUUUUCUAACAGGUUCUUGUAUAUUUUGUUACAUAACAGUAUUAAUUUUGUAGUGCAUUUGCUACAAAUAAAAUUUAAUAUUUGUAUAUAAAUAAAAAGAAACUACA